This is a messenger RNA of Mercurialis annua (annual mercury), 1762 nucleotides long. Its product is annotated as cytochrome P450 93B2-like. Gene Ontology annotation, molecular function: iron ion binding; oxidoreductase activity, acting on paired donors, with incorporation or reduction of molecular oxygen; heme binding. The record is from RefSeq and is a predicted model, not a curated record. NCBI's taxonomy places the organism in Eukaryota, Viridiplantae, Streptophyta, Magnoliopsida, Malpighiales, Euphorbiaceae. The transcript has 2 exons. The coding region runs from base 116 to 1636 and encodes 506 amino acids.
UGAACAUCUCGUGCACAAAUAAAUUCAUGCCGAAUUACAUACUUCUUUUCUUUAAACUAGACUUCUCAUUUCCUUGCUUAUUUUCCUCAUCCACUAAAAAAUUGAGCUAAACAAAAUGAUAAUCUUACUAUAUGCCAUAAUCUUCAUCUUCUCUCUCCUUUCUCUAAAAACCAUCUUCCAUUAUUAUAAACACAAUCGCCACCAUCUUCCUCCGACUCCGUUUCGCAUACCAAUCAUCGGCCACCUUCAUCUCCUCGGACCCCUAAUGCACCAAUCAUUACACAAACUCUCAUCAACUUAUGGCCCUCUAAUUUAUCUCCGCCUCGGAUCAAUCCAAUCCGUCGUGGUCUCAAAUCCCGAAAUGGCAAAAGAAUUUCUCAAAACUCACGAUCUUACAUUUUCUUACAGAAUUUUCAAUCAAGCCAUUGAUUAUCUUACUUAUAACGCUGCUACUCCUCUUGCUCCUUAUAGUUCUGAAUGGAUUUUCGUCAAGAAAUUAAGCAUUUCUGAGUUAUUAGGAAGCCAUACUCUAAACAAGUUUCUUCCGUUAAGAACUCAAGAAUUGCAUUCUUUUCUUCGAAUGCUCGUCGCUAAAUCCGAAACGGGCGAAAGCGUUAAUCUUUCGAAGGAAAUGUUGAGAUUGACGAAUAACAUUAUUUCUCGAAUGAUAGUAAGUAGGAGAUGUUCGGAGAAUAAUGAUGAGGUUGUGGAUCUUGUUCGUGAGGUGACUGCGAUUUUCGGAGAAUUUAAUAUUUCGGAUUUUAUAUGGUUUUUCAAGAAUUGGGAUUUGCAGGGAAUUCGAAGGAGGCUUAAGGAUAUUCGGACAAGGUACGAUGUUUUGUUGGAGAAAAUCAUUAGAGAACGUGAAGAAGAUAGAAAGAAAAGAUUAGAAGAUAAUGAUAAUAAUGGAGUAAAGGAUUUUCUUGAUCUUUUGCUUGAUGUUGUGGAAGAUAAAAACUCGGAUAUACGAUUGAGCAGAGUUCACAUGAAGGGUUUAGUAAUGGACUAUCUGACAGCAGGUACAGAUUCAACAUCAGUUGCAAUUGAAUGGGCAAUGGCAGAAAUCAUAAAUAACCCAACUAUUCUCAAGAAAGCAAGGCAAGAAAUUGAAUCAAAAGUUGGAAAACAAAGGCUAGUUGAAGAAUCAGAUGUACCAAAUCUUACAUAUAUUCAAGCCAUAAUUAAAGAAACAUUUAGACUCCACCCACCAAUCCCAUUAAUCCUCAGAAGUUCAAUUCAAGAAUGCAAAGUGAAAAAUUACACAAUUCCUAAUAACACUUUACUAAUGGUGAAUUUAUGGUCUAUUGGUAGAGACUCUGAAAUUUGGAAAAAUCCAUUGGAGUUCAAUCCUGAAAGGUUUUAUGAGAAUGAUUUUGAUUUCAGAGGCCAACAUUUUCAAUUGUUACCGUUUGGUUCGGGUCGGAGGAACUGUUCUGGUAUGUCUUUAGCCAUGCAGAUUUUGCCUAUUACAUUGGCUACCCUUAUUCAAUGUUUUGAUUGGACGGUGGUUGCGAGUCGGCCAGCGGCGGUUGAUGGCGGUGAUCAGGUGGUUGAUAUGACUGAAAAGCCUGGAAUCACAGCUCCCUUGGCCAAUCAUCUUGUGUGUGUGCCAAUUGCACGUUUCAAUCCGUUUUGAAGUGUUUCAAUUUGUGUGUAUUAAUUACUAUGUUUUUUUUUUUUUGAGUUUUUCUUUACCAUUUUUAGUAGGUAUUGUAUUGAAUAAGGUGCCUGAUUGAUCAUUUAUACUUUAUUAUUAUACUGA